ACUGAACACAUAUUCGGUUGCUACAGCGCUGUCUCCUCUGCAUCCGCACAAUAGGAUCUCUCUUAUCCAGGUCGGAUAACCGUCAGUCCUGAGAGAUCACUCGAACGUCAAACUCGACGAGUCCUGUGAUCAAAGAUAGGCAUAUCAAUCGGAGACUAUCAUAAUCGGGACUGCCCUCUGAACCUACCAUGGACCUUUCUGAGAGGAAAAAUACUGACCUUGACGCUUCGGCCGGUAACCUGGAACCUCGUCACCUUGGCCCCGUCUUUGAAGAAAAGCCGGAUCAUGACUUUCACUACAAAACUUUGAGUUGGCAGUUUGUGGCUCUACUUAUGAUUGCGGAGAUCGUCAGCAACGGCAUGCUUUCCCUGCCGUCUGCGCUUGCUGUUGUUGGGAUUGUACCCGCCGUCAUUCUGAUUCUGUACUUCGGUGUCUUUGCCCUGUAUACAGCAAAACUUUUGAUCGACUUCAAGUUGAAUCAUCCGGAGGUCCAUAACAUGGGGGAUGCCGGAUACAUUCUGGGUGGUGUUGUGCCUCGGGAAAUCUUAUCUGCUGGGACGAUCAUCUUUGCAAUUUGUGGAACUGGUUCCGAGCUGUUAUCUGGCCAACAAGCGCUCUCUACUCUGACCAACAAUGGCUUGUGUGCUGAGUUUCUGCUUCUGAUCUUUGCAGUGGCGACACUUUUGGUUGCUCUGCCCCGAACACUGGACCGCGUGAGCUCGCUUGGUCUCUUCAGUGCCUGUAUCAUCACAAUAUCGGGGCUCGUUGCCAUGAUCGGUGCUGGCGCGAAUCCUGUUCCCGAUCGAGUUCUGAGUGCCGUUGUGUCGACCUCCUUCUACCAGGCUUUUCUGGCCAUUACUAAUCCAGUUUUUGCUUUAGGACAUUUCAUGUUCUUUAUUCUCAUCUCUGAAAUGAGGAGACCUGAGGAUGCUAUGAAGUCAUGUGCCUAUGUGUUUGUUGGAAAUACGGUGGCCUCCCCCGCCCUUUUUUCCUUGCCUCCAGUCUGGUCCAAAGUCACUUUUGGCAUUGCAAUCGGAAACUUUCUGAUAGCUGGAGGGCUCUACUCGCACACCGCCGCCAAGGUCGUUUUCAUCCGAUAUUUCAGGAACACCCGACACGUAUAUAAGCACACCCUGGUUGGAUGGAUAGCUUGGACAUCGCUGUGCCUUGCAGCUGUUGCCAUAGCAUACGUUUUUGCUAUUUCCGUGCCUAUCUUCUCAUAUCUCAUCGGGAUCGCCGCGUCCCUGUUUGCUUCGUGGUACACUUAUGGGAUUGCGGGAUUCUUCUGGAUCCACGACGCAUACCAUUUGAAAGGCGGGUGGGCAUCGUUCCGAAAGCAGCCCGCGCAAGCAGCCCUUGCUGUCUUCACAGUCGUGGCUGGUGCGUUUAUCUGUGUAGCAGGGACAUUCGUGUCCAUCAAGGAAAGUGCAGACCCGACAACUGUCUCUUAUAUAUUGAAUCCCCCCGCGCAGCUCAUCGACGAUGCAUACAAGAGCAAUCUGAUCAAUGCUACCCAAAUCUUGUUCCUGCUCCCACUAGCCAUACUGCCUUUCGCAUGGUCGUCCCGAUUGUACUCUGCUGGUGUUCGGUACACCAAGAGCUCGUUCUGCUGUCUCCUCAUUCUCAUGAAUCAGUGGUUCGCCCCGACCAAGCUAAUCAUCACAUUCGAGCGGGACGGGACGGGAAGGUUCACAGAUGAAGAAAUCGAGCGAAUCGUCGUGAAGGAUGACUCAGGAAACGUGGUCGCCCUCGAUCUUCCCAACCGAUUCAUCCUCAUUGCCAAUCAUCAAGUGUACGCGGACUGGCUGUACGCCUGGACACUGACGUAUUACAUCGGGAAUCACGGAAUACACGAUUCCGUUUACAUUGCGCUGAAGAAGAGUCUACAAUGGCUUCCGAUAUUAGGCUGGGCGAUGCGAUUCUACAACUUCAUCUUCCUUGCCCGUUCAUGGGUCUACGAUCGUGUGCAGCUCUCCACGCAUCUGGCGGCCUUGGGCAAGAUUGCAGAACGUGAACAACGACCCUUCGUCUUCUUCCUAUAUCCUGAAGGCACUGUCGUAUCACCGAACACGAGGCCUAUCAGCAAGAAGUUUGCCGAUAAAAUGGGAAUCGUGAGCUUCGCUGAAUUCGCUUGGGCUGACGAUGCUGACGAGAAAUGUAAGGAUGACAUGACGAACGUCCUGCUGCCUAGGUCCACAGGCCUACACUUCACCUUGCGAGCUCUGGCUCCCCGCAUUCCAGAUUUGAAACUGUUGGACAUUACCACAGUCUAUCCCGGCAUACCACCGCUGGGAUAUGGGCAAGAAUACUAUACCUUGCGCUCAAUAUUCUUUCAUGGCGUUCCACCGCCGGCGAUCCAUUUCCAUCUGCGACUGUUCGAUGUGGCGACCGAAGUCCCUGUAGGCGAUCUAGCACGGACAGUGUCCAGCCCAGGUGCCACUCCUAAAUCCUCCGCUGAGGUGGAUAUCCCGGAGACAGAGAAGGCCGUGUUCGAUGCAUGGCUGCGAGCGCUGUGGAAGGAGAAAGACCUGAGCAUCACCCGAUGGUUCGACAAGGCUUCGUUUGCGCAGUCCAGUUUCGCCAUCCCGCUCAGGUUACGUCGGAAACGAGAAAUCUUCGAUGCAGUGGGCUUCUUUCCCGUCGCAGUGUUGGCCCAUUUGGCAGAAAGACUAAUAGACCCGUUGUUUCCUCCUUGUAACGCAGCUCGCUGGUCCUCGAUCUUUUUCACCAUGAACCUGGAAAUAGUAAAUCUCAAACCAGAAGUCAGCCAGCUUAGCAUCUUCGGAGGAAACGACCCCGAACCUUUCAACGCAAUUGGCCCUGGGAAAGCAUGA
Molecule: messenger RNA, 2834 nt
Organism: Mycena citricolor
Lineage: Eukaryota; Fungi; Basidiomycota; Agaricomycetes; Agaricales; Mycenaceae
Source: the annotation of a GenBank genome assembly